Messenger RNA from Telopea speciosissima, 957 nucleotides. Its product is annotated as probable aquaporin NIP5-1. Bases 64 to 957 code for a protein of 297 amino acids. Gene Ontology annotation, cellular component: membrane. Lineage: Eukaryota; Viridiplantae; Streptophyta; Magnoliopsida; Proteales; Proteaceae. The transcript has 4 exons. Gene Ontology annotation, biological process: transmembrane transport. The record is from RefSeq and is a predicted model, not a curated record. Gene Ontology annotation, molecular function: channel activity.
AAAAAACAAAAAAAAGAGAGAGAGAGAGAGAGAGAGAGAAGAGAGAAGAAGAAGAAGAAAAGAAUGCCGGAAUUAGAAAAUAAUGUUACACCGACGGGGUCGGCUCCGGCGACGCCAGGGACACCAGGGGGGCCACUGUUUACAUCUCACCGAGUCGACUCACUGUCAUAUGAUCGGAAGUCGAUGCCGCGAUGCAAGUGCUUCCCUGUGCAUCCUUCGUGGGGUCCACAUAACACAUGUCUCACCGACUUCCCCAAGCCUGACGUCUCUCUCACCAAGAAGUUAGGAGCUGAGUUCGUGGGGACCUUCAUUCUAAUAUUCAUAGCAACAGCUGGGCCAAUAGUAAACCAGAAGUACAAUGGAGCAGAAACCCUGAUAGGGAAUGCAGCAUGUGCUGGUCUUGCAGUGAUGAUUGUUAUACUUUCCACCGGCCAUAUCUCUGGGGCACACCUUAACCCAUCUCUCACUAUUGCCUUUGCUGCACUUCGUCACUUCCCUUGGGUUCAGGUCCCAGCUUACAUCGCAGCACAGGUAUCUGCAUCCAUCUGCGCUUCUUUUGCUCUCAAGGGUGUGUUUCACCCUUAUCUGUCUGGUGGGGUCACUAUCCCCUCUGUAAGCAGUGGACAAGCUUUUGCCCUCGAGUUCUUCAUCACCUUUAAUCUCUUGUUUGUGGUCACUGCUGUUGCCACCGACACGCGAGCGGUUGGAGAAAUGGCAGGGAUAGCCGUUGGGGCAACAGUUAUGGUUAACAUUUUGAUAGCCGGGCCUUCAAGUGGUGGUUCAAUGAAUCCAGUAAGAACCCUAGGACCUGCUGUUGCAGCUGGUAAUUUCAAAGCAAUUUGGGUUUACCUUAUAGCACCAACUCUGGGAGCAUUGGCAGGUGCAGGUGUCUACACUGCCGUGAAGUUGCAAGAUGAAGAGGUGGUUGAAGUAACACCUCGAGCUAGCUUCCGCUAA